AUGUCAAAAAGAUCAUAUAACUCGCGUUCAUCUUUAAAGGAUCCGAAUUCAUUACAACAAAGAUUUAACAGUCCUAUUAUCAGAACUCCUCUUUCAGAUAUCUCAAAUGUUGACUCAACUGCUGAAAGACGUAAGCUUCGGAAAAUAAUAAUUGAUAACAAGAGAUCAAAGAAAUCGUCAUCAUCAACAAAUGUUCCUAACAUUUUGCCUGAGAACAUAAGUUCGCUGCAGUCUUCUAAUAAUACCAAGAGAUCAAAGAAAUCGUCAUCAUCAACAAAUGUUUCUAACAUAUUUCCUGACAACAUAAGUUCGCUGCAGUCUUCUAACACUAUUGAUCGCAACGUAUGCUCCUUUUCUCCUCAUACAAGUAUAAAUCAUACAAGUUCAUUACUUUCAAACAUAACAGAUAACUCCAUAACCAAAUCCACACCGUCAAAUGAAACUCUUAGAUAUUCCAUUUAUCCUCGCAUCAAUAGUAGUAACAAUCAAUCGGUAUUUGGUACUACUUCUACAAUUACAAGGUUGUCUUCCGGUAAACGUAAGCUUGAGCACAAGAAACGUGAUACCACUCCUAUACCUAUGGUCAAUUUGGAUUCUGAUGAAGAUGAUGUUGUUUUAGUUAGAGUGGACGACCCUUACAAAGGGAUUAUUUGGACCAUGGUGACCAAGUUCUUACAUGCCAAAUCUGUAGUGCAAAGUUAUGGACAUCAGAAGGUGGGAAAAGGGCGAAUAACUAUGAAUAAACUAUGUUAUGGUAUGUGUUGUGGGUAUGGUAAAGUUGAGCUACCGCCUUUAAAGGAUGCUCAUCCGUCUUAUCAAAAUUUGUUUUCUUCCAUAAAUGAAAAAAGCAAGUUUUUCCAGAAGAAUAUUAGACGAUACAACUCUAUGUUCUCUUUUACAUCUAUGGGUGGAAAGGUUGAUUCUACUAUUAACAAGGGAAACGCUCCAUUUGUAUAUCGUAUAAGUGGCCAAAACUAUCAUUGCAUCGGUAGUCUUAAACCUUCUAAUGGAAAUCAACCUCAGUUUUUGAAAACAAGCAAAUCUUCGUCCUCUAAUGAUAAAGAGCUUGAUGUUGAAAUGAUACAGUAUUUGAGGAAUUUUUUAGAUUCAGAAAAUAUGUUGGUUAAGACAUAUAGGAUGGUCAGAGACCAUUUUCACGAAUCCCCAGAGGCUAACCUUAAACUCCAUAAAGCUAUAGAUCAUCGUGAUAUUCUUGUGGAGACUCAGUCUGGAAUGCUCCAGCGUAUUAGUGAAUUACAUCCAUCAUAUCUUGCCUUGCAAUAUCCGUUGCUAUUCCCAUAUGGUGAUGAUGGAUAUAGAAUUGAUAUUCCCCAUAGAGAUUUCAUUGUCACGCAAAAGAAAAUAAAGCCAAAGUGCACCAUGAGAGAAUUUUUUGCAUACAGGAUCACCAUGAGAGAAUUUUUUGCAUACAGGAUCCAAGAUAGAAAUUAUGGUUUUUCCUUAAUUCUUAAUGGAAGAAGGUUGUUGCAACAAUUUUUAGUUGAUGCAUAUACUAUGAUCGAGAGCGAGAGGCUACAUUUCAUUCGGAGACAACAAACAAAACUUCGAUCUGAGACAUUUGAAAAUCUUCAGAAGCAUAAAGCUAAAGGAAAACAAACUUUAAAAGACACUGGAAAGGCUGUUAUACUACCUUCUUCAUUUACUGGAGGUGCAAGAUUCAUGCAACAAAACUACCUUGAUGCAAUGGCCUUAUGUAAGUCAUUCGGGUAUCCAGAUUUCUUCAUAACUAUAACUUGUAAUCCAAAAUGGCCAGAAGUAAAGAGAUUUCUAAAAGAUUCUUCCAUCAAAGCUGAAGACAGGCCUGACAUAUUGUGUCGAUUGUUUAAAAUUAAGCUUGAUUCCAUACUGAAAGAUUUGAAGGAUUCGAAUUAUCUCGGUGAGAUUAAUGCUGUUGUUUAUACUAUAGAAUUCCAGAAGCGUGGUCUUCCUCAUGCACAUAUAUGCUUAUUUAUGAAUGUCGAUCACAAACUUCCUACAGUAGAUCACAUAGAUCCAUUCAUAUCCGCUGAGAUUCCUGAUAAAAAUGAAGAUCCGGAACUUUAUUCCUUGGUAAGUGAUUAUAUGAUUCACGGUCCAUGUGGAAAUGCUAAUUUGAAUUGUCCUUGCAUGGUUGACAAAAGAUGUUCAAAAAACUUUCCAAAGAAAUUUUCAUCACAUACAACUGUUGAUUCAAGUGGUUUCCCUGUAUACCGAAGACGCGAUUCCGGACACACAGUUAUAAAAUCUGGUGUUAGUUUGGACAACAGAAGCGUUGUUCCAUAUAACAAAAGACUUCUAAAAAGAUAUCAAGCACACAUAAAUGUAGAAUGGUGUAAUCAAUCUGGUUCAGUUAAAUAUUUGUUCAAGUACAUUAAUAAAGGCCCUGAUAUGGCUACUGUGGUUGUUUCUGGUGUUUCAAAUCCAACCAUUAAGGAUAAGCCAAGAGAUGAGAUCAAGGAAUAUUAUGAUUGCAGAUAUAUUUCAGCUUGUGAAGCAUCAUGGAGAAUAUUCUCAAACGAGGUUCAUUAUAGGUAUCCUGCUGUUAUGAGGCUUCCCUUUCACAUGCCGGGUCAACAGAAUGUUGUGUAUGGUGCGGAUGACGAUAUUGAUAAUGUGUUAAGCAAGCCUUCUGUUGCUUCUUCAAUAUUUGUUGAAUGGAUGAAAUUAAACGAGUCAGAUGAAAAUGCUAGAAAGUUGACUUAUGUCGAGUUUCCUACCAAAUUUGUUUGGAAACCUCAAGAUAGAUCUUGGCAGGUACGUAAGACGUACCAAACUGUUGGACGUAUACAUUCUGUGUCUCCUGCAUUAGGAGAACCUUAUUUUUUGAGGAUACUUCUGAAUAAAGUUAGAGGUCCCAGAUCCUUUGAGGAAAUACGUACUGUUAACGGUCAGUUAUUCCCGACAUUUAGAGAUGCUUGCUACGCAAUGGGGCUCUUAGAUGAUGACAAUGAAUAUGUUGAGGCCAUUAAAGAAGCAAGUUUUGAAGGACAUGCUGGGUAUCUGCGAGCGUUAUUUGCUACAUUGCUGUUGUCAAAUACACUUUCACGGCCAGAGUUUGUUUGGGAGAACACGUGGAAAUACUUAGCAGAUGAUAUUUUAUACAGACGUCAAAAAGAAACAAAUAUUCAAGGUUUACUUCUUCCUGAACAUCAAAUUAAAAACCUUACUUUGUUGGAAAUUGAAAAGUAUUUACUUUCGAAUGGUUCGUCGUUACGAGGAUUUAACACGAUACCUUUCCCUGAUGAUGAUUCGUUACGUGAUGCUACUAAUCGUCUAAUCAAUGAAGAGCUAUCACACGACGUAGAUCAAGUACAAGCUGAGUUUAAUAAUUUGCAUCAAUGUUUGACAGAUGAACAACGAUCUGUUUUUGAGGAAAUAAUGUCAGCAGUUGCAAGCCGUAAAGGAGGGUUAUUUUUCGUCUAUGGUUACGGUGGAACUGGAAAAACGUUUUUAUGGAAAACUUUGUCUUCAGCAGUUCGUUGUAGAGGUGAGAUAGUUUUAAAUGUUGCUUCAAGUGGCAUUGCUUCGUUAUUACUUUCUCGUGGAAGGACAGCCCAUUCUCGCUUCCAUAUCCCAAUUAAUCUGACUGAAGAUUCCAUGUGUCAUAUUAAGCCAAAUAGUGAUAUCGCAAAAUUAUUAAAGGAAACUCAAUUGAUCAUAUGGGAUGAAGCACCGAUGGUCCAUAAACAUGCCUUUGAAGCUUUAGAUAGGACGAUGUCUGACGUAUUUUCUGACGGUAGGAGUAUUCGUUCUGAUGUUCCGUUUGGAGGGAAAGUUUUUGUAUUCGGCGGUGACUUUAGACAAAUCCUACCAGUUAUUCCUAAUGGUACUAGACAACAAAUUGUUUGUGCUUCUUUAAGCUCUUCAUAUAUAUGGUCAAAGUGCAAAUUGUUAAGGUUGACUAAAAACAUGCGCCUAACAAUUGGAGCUGAAAGUUCUGAUAUGGAGUCUAUCAGGGAGUUUGCGAAAUGGCUGCUUGAUAUUGGUGAAGGUAAGUUGGGAGAUGAUAACGAUGGUGAAGCAAUUAUUCAGAUACCAGAUGAUCUAUUAAUCACCGAUAAUUCUGAUCCAAUACAAAGCUUAAUUGACUUCGUCUACCCUUCAAUUAUGGAACAAUUUCGGAAUCCUGGUUUUUUUUCUGAGCGAGCAAUUCUAGCACCAAAAAAUGAUGUAGUUCAUGAAAUUAACGAUCGAUUGCUUUCGUUAUUUCCAGGUGAUGCUAAAGAGUAUUUGAGUUCCGAUAGCAUAUGUCAAACUGAACAAAUGCUUGAUUCAUUUCAAGAAGGUUUAUACUCAACGGAGAACUUAAAUGCUCUUAAGAUUUCAGGCUUGCCUAAUCAUAGAUUAGUUCUUAAAGUUGGUGUUCCUGUCAUGCUUCUACGAAACAUCGAUCAACAAAAAGGUUUAUGUAACGGGACAAGGCUAAGAAUUACUUUUCUAGGCAAACGGGUAAUAGAAGCUGAAGUGAUAUCCGGCGGUAAUAUCGGCACAAGAGUUUUUAUUCCAAGACUUAAUAUGAUUCCGUCAGACAAAAAAAUACCAUUCGAAUUCCAAAGGAGACAAUUUCCUUUAUCAGUUUGUUUUGCCAUGACAAUUAACAAGAGUCAAGGACAAUCUUUAUCAAAAGUUGGUCUGUAUUUGAAAGAUCCUGUGUUCACUCAUGGUCAGUUGUACGUUGCAUUAUCAAGGGUCAAGACCAGAGAAGGAGUUAAAAUAUUGAUAUUUGAUGCUGAGGGAAAACCAACAAAUAAGACGUCUAAUGUAGUCUAUAAAGAAGUCUUUGGUAGCUUAUGA
Messenger RNA from Helianthus annuus (common sunflower), 4794 nucleotides. RefSeq lists its product as uncharacterized. The coding region runs from base 1 to 4794 and encodes 1597 amino acids. Gene Ontology annotation, biological process: DNA repair; telomere maintenance. NCBI's taxonomy places the organism in Eukaryota, Viridiplantae, Streptophyta, Magnoliopsida, Asterales, Asteraceae. The record is from RefSeq and is a predicted model, not a curated record. The transcript is spliced from 9 exons. Gene Ontology annotation, molecular function: DNA helicase activity.